Euleptes europaea (tarantolino) is the source of this 1533-nucleotide messenger RNA. RefSeq names its product general transcription factor IIH subunit 4 (gene GTF2H4). The record is from RefSeq and is a predicted model, not a curated record. Lineage: Eukaryota; Metazoa; Chordata; Lepidosauria; Squamata; Sphaerodactylidae. Gene Ontology annotation, cellular component: transcription factor TFIIH holo complex; transcription factor TFIIH core complex. The transcript has 13 exons. Gene Ontology annotation, molecular function: ATPase activator activity; double-stranded DNA binding. The coding region runs from base 5 to 1387 and encodes 460 amino acids. Gene Ontology annotation, biological process: nucleotide-excision repair.
UAUUAUGGACUCUGUGCUGAAGCUUCAGAGGGUGCAGCUGAAAUGCAAGAACCUUCAUGAAUUCCUGAGGGGUCUUAGCCCAGGGAUCUUAGACCGGCUGUACAACCAUCCCGCCACCUGCCUAGCGGUCUUCCGCGAGCUACCAGGAUUGGCUAAGAACUAUGUCAUGCGAAUGCUCUUCCUGCAGCAGCCCCUCCCUCAAGCAGCUGUGGCAUCAUGGGUAAAGAAGGAAUAUGUCAAGGAGCAAGAUGAAAGCUCAGAUGUCCUGCUGGGGCUGCGGCUCUGGCACACACAAUUGUUGCCAGGGGGCCUCCAAGGGAUCAUCUUGAACCCCAUCUUCAAGGAGAACUUGCGCAUUGCUCUGCUGGGAGGAGGUAAGGCAUGGUCUGACGACACCAGCCAGCUGGGCCCAGACAAGCAUGCCCGAGAUGUCCCCUCUCUCGACAAGUAUGCUGAGGAGAGGUGGGAGGUCAUCCUGCACUUCAUGGUAGGCUCUCCAAGUGCGGCAGUUAGCCAAGACUUAGCUCAGCUGCUCAUUGAAGCUGGGCUGAUGAAAAGUAGUGAGCCCGGAGAACCUCCUUGCAUCACAUCUUCCGGCUUCCAGUUCCUUCUGCUGGACACCUCUUCUCAACUCUGGUACUUCAUGCUGCAAUAUCUCCAGUCAGCUGAGACCCGGGGCAUGGAUCUGGUGGAGAUCCUUUCCUUCCUCUUCCAGCUCAGCUUCUCCACUCUCGGCAAGGAUUAUUCUGUGGAAGGGAUGAGUGAAUCUCUGCUGAAUUUCCUUCAGCAUCUUCGGGAAUUUGGCCUGGUCUUUCAGAGGAAGAGGAAAUCCAGGCGUUACUAUCCCACCCGCCUGGCCAUCAACCUUUCCUCUGGCAUCUCAGGAACUACAGUGGACACCCACAACCAGGGCUUCAUUGUUGUCGAGACUAACUACAGGAUCUAUGCAUACACAGACUCUGAGCUGCAGAUUGCCCUGAUCGCUCUCUUCUCAGAAAUGCUGUAUCGCUUCCCCAACCUGGUGGUGGCGCAAGUCACCCGGGAGAGCGUGCAGCAGGCCAUCGCGAACGGCAUCACAGCGGAUCAGAUUAUUCACUUCCUACGUACUAGAGCCCAUGCCGUGAUGCUGAAACAGACCCCAGUGCUGCCCCCCACCAUCACGGACCAGAUCCGCUUGUGGGAACUGGAGCGGGACCGGCUGCGCUUCUCCGAGGGUGUCCUCUACAACCAAUUCUUGUCCCAGGUGGAUUUUGAGCUACUACGUGACCACGCCAAGGAGCUGGGGGUGCUUGUCUUUGAGAACCCAUCCAAGCGCCUCAUGGUGGUGACCCCAGCUGGCCAUUCAGAUGUCAAGCGGUUCUGGAAGCGGCAGAAACACAGUUCCUGAGGGGAGUGACUAGGCUCAGAGCCUCUUUCUUCUCCCCCUUGGUACUACAUGGUAGUAGAUUGGGGCGUCGGUUACUACAUCCCUCCCUCAUAACUUUGGGUGAAUAUUCUCAAAGGAGAAUAUCCACAAGUUUGUUAACCAAGAAG